AAGAGUUUCAUAACGCAACAAAAACUGGUAUUUAUUAUUAUUGCGCGUAAGUGCAAAGGAUGAGAAAAUGGAUUUUAUGUGACGUCUCUCCAUCACAGCGUCACAUCCAGCGCGCGAGCACACGCGUACAUUCAUUGCUGUACUGUACUGUAUGGGAUUAACUGUCGCAGUUCUGGAUAGUCUUACUGGGACAUUGUACACUGGUUUCACUGGGCGGAGCCGAUAAAGAGAAAUAAAGAUGUUAGGCAUGGCAGAUAAGAUGUCUGAUCCUGGAUCAGUAAGUAUUGCUAUGGAGGAUAACCUGUGUAAUGGAGGAACUCAGCCACAAGAAGCUCCAUUGCUAACUCAUCUGAAGAAGGUGGAGAACCACAUUAAAGAGGCACAGCGGUUCUCACACCUCCCCAAACGUAGUACUGUGGACCUGGAGUUUAGAGACCUCUCUUACUCCAUCAGGGAGGGACCAUGGUGGAAGAAACAAGGUUUUACGGCUUUGCUCAAAUGUCUAUCGGGGAAGUUCUGCAGUGGGGAGCUGAUUGGGAUUAUGGGACCAUCUGGGGCUGGCAAGUCCACGUUGAUGAACAUCCUGGCAGGGUACAGGGAAACGGGGAUGAUGGGAGAGAUCCUGGUAAAUGGAAAGCUCAGAGACCUCCGAACCUUUCGUAAGAUGUCCUGUUACAUUAUGCAAGAGGACAAAUUGCUACCUCAUCUUACUGUACAAGAAGCUAUGAUGGUGUCUGCCAACCUGAAGCUCAGUGAAAGCUCAGAGGUGAAGAAAGAGUUGAUAAAUGAAAUUCUUACAGCACUGGGAUUACAUGAGUGUGUCCAUACACGCACAAUCUCUCUCUCUGGAGGGCAGUGUAAAAGGUUGGCUAUCGCCCUUGAGCUAGUAAACAACCCGCCAGUCAUGUUCUUCGAUGAACCAACCAGUGGUUUGGAUAGUGCCUCCUGUUUCCAAGUAGUUACACUGAUGAAGGCUCUGGCACAAGGCGGACGGACCAUCAUUUGCACCAUCCACCAGCCCAGUGCCAAACUCUUUGAGAUGUUUGAUAAGCUGUACAUUUUGAGUCAGGGUCAGUGUAUAUACAAGGGAAGCGUCCCAUUCCUCAUCCCUUACUUGAGUGCACUGGGUCUUCACUGCCCUACAUACCACAACCCUGCAGAUUUCAUCAUAGAGCUAGCAUCGGGGGAGUACGGAGAUUUGAAUCCUGUGCUGUUUGAAGCUGUCCAGGGUGGCAUGUGUGCCUUGGAAGAAAAGAGCUACUGUACUGACAAAAACACCUUAAACCCAUGUGCUGCAAAAUGUGUCAAAGACACAGGACAUGUUGAGAGCCAUACAUUUGCAACAAGCUCUUUGACUCAGUUCUGCAUUCUCUUUAAACGAACAUUUAUUACAAUCUGCAGAGAUCAGGUUUUGACACAUCUGCGGCUAAUGUCACACAUUUUUAUUGGAGUACUGAUAGGCCUGUUGUACCUCAACAUUGGCAAUGAUGCCAGUAAAGUCUUCAACAACACUGGUUUCCUCUUCUUCUCAAUGCUCUUUAUCAUGUUUGGAGCAUUAAUGCCCACAGUUCUCACAUUUCCUUUAGAGAUGGCUGUAUUUCUCAGAGAGCACUUAAACUACUGGUACAGUCUGAAGGCUUAUUAUCUGGCUAAGACAAUGGCUGACAUACCAUUUCAGGUCAUUUGUCCGCUUAUAUACUGCAGUAUUGUGUACUGGAUGACGGAGCAGCCCCCAGAAGCAAGCCGCUAUUUGCUCUUUUUGGCCUUGUCGAUAUGCACAGCUUUCGUAGCUCAGUCUCUUGGGCUUUUAGUUGGUGCUGCAUCCACCUCCCUUCAGGUGGCCACGUUUGUUGGUCCAGUAACCGCCAUUCCAGUUCUGCUCUUCUCAGGCUACUUUGUGAACUUUGACACCAUUCCUGACUACUUACAGUGGAGUUCUUAUGUGUCCUAUGUUCGGUAUGGGUUUGAGGGUGUCAUUUUGUCCAUUUAUGGGAUGAACCGAACCGAGCUUGAAUGUCCAGGGAAGGUUUGCAAGUUUCAGAGACCUGAAGAGGUUCUGCAGUUGUUGGAUGUAGAAGACGCCAAGCUGUACAUGGACUUCAUUGUACUGGGAAUUUUCUUCGUUAUCCUGCGACUCGCCACCUAUAUAGUUCUUCGAUACAAAAUAAAGUCUGAGAGAUAAUAUUUAUCGACCUUGCACAGUCUCCAGCUCCUGUGGCUAAUUUUCAGCCUUCAAUGUCUCUUCUCAGGACGUUUCCACUCCAGUUUUGUUGACCUUUGUGGUGUGCUCAGUUUUCUCAUUUGGACUCAUCUGUCCCUGGCUGAAUCUGAUACUGUAAAAUGUAUACAGAAUUUAAAAAAGACACUUCUUAGAGAGUAAAAAAUAUGUUUUCCAGUGUUACAUCGAUGAACUUACAGAUCUUGACAUUUUAGUGUCAGACAGCCAGGAUUGCUAUGGUAAAUUUAAAUGUUGCAUUUAAAUAUGGAAAUCAUUCUCUCAGUUCAAGGCUUUCUUAUUUUCAACUCAAGCUCACACUAAUGGCAUUUUUUUUGCAUUAAAAGUUUUACAUUUGAAGUUUUAAAGUUAAAGGUGCAGCGUGUAAUUUUUAGAAGGAUCUCUUGACAGAAAUGCAAAAUAAUAUACAAAACUAUAUUAUCAAGGGUGUAUAAAGACCUUUCAUAAGGAUCCAUUAUGUGUUUAUUACAUUAGAAUGAGACGUUUUUAUCUACAUACACAGAGGGUCCCCUUACAUGGAAGUCGCCAUUUUGUUCCAGCAUGUUUUUACAGAAGCCCUUAACGGACAAACUUUUUUACUAAGUUGUCUUUAAUGGUGACUUGUUUGUCCGGUGGUGGCUACAGUAGCUUCUCUAUGUGUUUCAAAAGUGAGGGGUGAGCAGUGGACUGAGCCGUUGGUUGCAAUUCACAACCUCACCACUAGAUGCCACUAAAAUGUACACACUGCACCUUUAACGUUUUAGAAAGGACAUAAUAGCUGAGGUGAGCUCCACCUCAAAGGAUGUUUACAAAUCUGCUGAUAACUCCUAAUCCACAGUGCCUGUGUGAUGAACCCAAACACUAUUGUAUCAAUAAUUUUUGUAGAUGUUUUAUCCCUUUGUUAUAGAAUUCUUGUUAUAAACCUUCUUUUAAAGCAACACUAUGUAGUUUUUUUACCUUAAUAUAACGUCUCUAAAAUUAUUUCAGUGAUAGAACAACUUUUAACUGGACAAAUUGUACUGUUGCUGCAACCUGAGCAGCCUCCUAGCUGCUACAAGCACACUCUGAAAGUGGCAGUGGAGGGUAGGAAACACAGCCCCGCCCCUCCCCCUGCCUG
Molecule: messenger RNA, 3332 nt
Organism: Misgurnus anguillicaudatus (oriental weatherfish)
Lineage: Eukaryota; Metazoa; Chordata; Actinopteri; Cypriniformes; Cobitidae
Gene: abcg4b
Product: ATP-binding cassette, sub-family G (WHITE), member 4b
Biological process (GO): cholesterol homeostasis; cholesterol efflux; transmembrane transport
Cellular component (GO): plasma membrane
Molecular function (GO): ABC-type sterol transporter activity; ATP binding; ATP hydrolysis activity
Source: RefSeq, a predicted model, not a curated record